Molecule: messenger RNA, 3279 nt
Organism: Arachis duranensis
Lineage: Eukaryota; Viridiplantae; Streptophyta; Magnoliopsida; Fabales; Fabaceae
Product: disease resistance protein RUN1-like
Exons: 5
Coding region: 1-3279 (1092 amino acids)
Biological process (GO): defense response; signal transduction
Molecular function (GO): protein binding; ADP binding
Source: RefSeq, a predicted model, not a curated record
AUGGAAUGCGUGAGAAUCCAGAGCACAUUGUCUCACAGGAAGAAUUGGAAAUAUGAUGUGUUUGUGAGUUUCAGAGGCGAGACUCGCUUCAACUUCACCGAUCAUCUUUUUGCUGCUUUCCACAGACACGGCGUACUUGCCUUCAAGGAUGAUACAAAAAUCGAGAAAGGAGGACCUAUAUCUGCAGGGCUUCUGCAAGCAAUUGAAGGAUCACAGGUUCUGAUUGUGGUCUUCUCUAUCAACUAUGCUUCCUCCACAUGGUGCUUGCAAGAACUCGCAAACAUAGCUGAUUGCAUUCAAAUCCCAGGACACACUGUUCUGCCAGUUUUCUAUGAUGUGAGUCCAACUGAGGUGAGAAGGCAAAGUGGAAAUUUUGAAAAAGCAUUUAUGAAACACGAAGAAAGAUUCAAAGAUGAUGCAGAGAUGAUGGAGCAAGUGGCAAGAUGGAGGGGAGCUCUAACACAAGUAGCCAAUCUCUCUGGCUGGGAUCUCAAGGAUAAGUCACAAUCUGCUGAGAUUGAAAAAAUUGUCAAAGCGGUAACAAACAUAUUGAGUCCCAAACCAUCAUCAAGUCUAUCUAAUGAUGUAGUUGGGAUGUACUCCCAUUUAGAAGAACUAGAAAAGCUUCUAGUUUUGGACUCACAUGAUGAUGUUCGAGUUUUAGGCAUUUGUGGAAUGGGUGGCAUAGGAAAGUCAACUCUUGCCACCAUUUUAUAUGAAAAAAUCUCUCAUCAAUACGACAUUUCAUGCUUUAUGGAUGAUGUAAGCAAAACUUAUGCAGAUUGUGGUCCAAUUGGUGUGAAAAAGCAACUUCUUUGUCAAGCUUUCGUGGAAGAAGAAUUUCUACUAUGCAAUCUUUCGGCAGCAACUAAUUUGAUUCAAAAGUAUUUAUGCCAUAGAAAGGUUCUCAUAGUUCUGGAUAAUGUUGAUCAGGGGAUUCAGUUGGAGAAUUUGGCUUUAAAACGGGAAUGGCUAAGUAGAGGGAGCAGAAUAAUCAUAGUUUCUAGAGAUGAACAUAUAUUGAGAGAGCAUGGAGUGGAUGAUGUUUACAAAGUUCAACUCUUAAAUGAUGAGAAUGCUCUCCAAUUAUUUUGUAGAAAAGCUUUCAAAUGUAACCAUGUUAUAGAAGGUUAUGAAAGCCUGACAAAUUCUGCAUUAACAUAUGCUAAUGGACUGCCAUUAGCAAUUAAAGUAUUGGGUUCUUUUUUGUUUGGCCGAAGUAUAUCCGAAUGGAGUAGUGCUUUGGUUAGAUUGAGAGAAAACCCAACAAAAGAUAUUAUGGAUGUGUUACGAAUAAGUUAUGAUGGACUUGAGGAUAUGGAAAAGGAAAUGUUUCUUGAUAUUGCAUGUUUUUUUUCUAACGAGAAUGAAUAUUAUGUAAAGAACAUUUUAUGUAUUCGAGGGUUUCAUCCUGAUAUUGGUAUAAGAAUUCUCAUUGAUAAAUCACUUAUAACUUGUGACCGGUCGGCCAUAGUUAUGCAUGAUCUGUUGAGAGAGUUGGGUAGAAGUAUUGUUCGAGAAAAAUCACCCAAAGAGCCAAGAAAGUGGAGCAGGUUAUGGAAUCAAAAGGAUCUAAGCAAUGUCUUGCGGGAAAACAAGAUAGCAGAAAAUCUUGAAGCCAUAGUUCUACCAAGAUUUCUUGAAAUUAGGGAAGAGUUAUCAGUUGAAGCAUUAUCACAAAUGAGCUGCCUUAAAUUACUCAUACUCAGAGAAGUGAAUUUCUCGGGAUGCCUUAAUUUUCUUUCUAGAGAGUUGGGAUAUAUUGAAUGGAAAGAAUAUCCUUUUACAUGUUUGCCAUCAAGCUUUCAGCCAAAUAAACUCGUUAAAUUAAUCCUGCAUCACAGCAACAUCAAAGAACUCUGGGAGGGAAUAAAGUCUUCUUGUUUGUAUUAUGGCUUAAGAUUCUUCUUACCUUUCUAUCUCACUCUCUUGACAUUACAGGAUCUACAUAAUUUGACACAUUUGGAACUAUGCUAUUCCAAAAGCCUUGUAAACAUACCAAAUUUAUCUCAGGCCCCAAAUCUUUUGCGACUAGAUCUUAAAGGAUGUGUUAAACUUGUUCGCCUUCAUCCAUCCAUUGGCUGUUUAAAAAACCUCGGUUACUUGAAUCUGGAAAACUGCAGAAGUCUUGUUAGUAUUCCCAACAACAUAUUUGAUCUUAAUUCUCUUUAUAAUUUAAAUCUAUCUGGCUGUUGGAAAUUACUUAAAGAUCAGUUGUUAGAGCAACCAAGGCAAAGCAAGCAGUUGAAUACAGGUCAAAGUGUACAAAGGCACAUGACAUCCUCCAUAUGCAAAACUCUUACAAGGCCUCUCCAUUUUUUCUCUUCUAGAUGGUGUCCCAAUUCAGUUGGUUUAUUGGUGCCUUCUUUGUCUCGUUUCCCAGCUUUGGAAUCUCUUGACAUAAGUUUCUGUAAUCUAGUUGAAAUUCCUGAUGCUAUUGGACAGUUAUGUUGUUUAGAACGUUUAAACAUAGGGGGGAACAAUUUUGUUACACUACCUCAUUGCAUCAAGGAACUUCCCAAGCUAAGGGAGUUGAACUUGCAGUACUGUAAGAAACUAAAGUGGUUUCCAAGUACCCUUUUGCCCAUAGGAGGAGGUAGCCAUAGAAGAUUUUACUAUGGAGGAUUAUAUGUUUUCAACUGCCCCAAUUUGAGUGACAAGAAAGGUUGUGCUGUCACAGUUAUUUCAUGGAUGAUAAAAAUGAUUCAGGUGAACAUGCAAUGCUCUUUGCCCAGAUGCACCAUUAAAGUUAUUAUUCCGGAAAAUAAAAUUCCAAGGUGGUUCAACAAACAGAAUACAGGUAAUUCAAUGAAAGUGGAUUCAUCUCCCAUUGUGGAUGACAAUAAUUGGAUUGGCAUUGCCUGUUGUGUGGCAUUUGUUGUACAUGAUGAUGAUGCUCCAACUGAAUAUCCUCCUAUUCUAUUUGGUUGUGGUUUUCGUCGUAAUCCAGAUAAGGCCGUUUGUUCCAUUGCUCCAAUACGUCUUAAGAAAGAUUGGAUCACAACUGAAUUAGAUCAUAUGUUGUUAAUGUUUUUAUCCAGGGAUGUUUUUAUUAAUAAUUUUGUAAGUGCUUUAAAAGAAGGAGUAUCUGAUCUUGAUGGUAUUGAAUUGGUUGCAUUGGCUCGUUAUCCAGAAGAAGUAGUAGAAGUGAAGAGUUGUGGGUACCGUUGGGUAUCUAAGGAAGAUUUGGAACAUUUAAACCCAGAGAAGAUGUAUAGCGCCAACUCUUUAGCUUACAAUCAGAAGCACAAGUUUCUGGAAAUUCAAGAUGACCAAUAG